This is a messenger RNA of Entamoeba invadens IP1, 516 nucleotides long. RefSeq lists its product as hypothetical. The coding region runs from base 1 to 516 and encodes 171 amino acids. The transcript has a single exon. The record is from RefSeq and is a predicted model, not a curated record. NCBI's taxonomy places the organism in Eukaryota, Evosea, Mastigamoebida, Endamoebidae.
AUGGACAUUUUUGUUGUUUCAGCAAAUAAACCACUCAAAUUUAACGCCCCAUCGAACGGGUCUUAUUUUACAAUCAGACAAGCAACACUUGAGGGAGAUUAUGCUACACAACUCUUCAUCACAGUCGACAGCAAAACAGUGUUGUUGUGCACUUUAAGCCUUGCAGUCCCACAACACACAAUUCAGCUUGCUUUUAACAAAGACAUCGAAUUGACUGUUGUAGGAAAAUGCUCAAUUCACGUCGCAAUCAAUUACAACAAAGAGAUUGGGGUAGACCCACAAAUCGAGUCGAAUAACGAAAAGAAGAAGAAGAAGAUGUAUGAAGAAGCAGAAGACGACUUGGAUGACUCGGGUGAUUCGAGUGAUUCAUAUGAUUUAGAUAAUUUAGAUGAAGACAUUUUACCCGAUGAUAACAUGGAUUUGGAUGACGAAAGUUCUGACGACGAGAUGUUGAACCCCAGAUACAAAUCAAAGUCCAUUCGCAAAGUACCAACCAAAAGGAUGAAAAAGCACUAG